Messenger RNA from Anisakis simplex (herring worm), 1515 nucleotides. The record is from the annotation of a GenBank genome assembly. Lineage: Eukaryota; Metazoa; Nematoda; Chromadorea; Rhabditida; Anisakidae.
AUGGAAGUGAAAGUUAGUGUGGGUGGUGUUGAGCGAAGCGUUUCAGGACUCACCGAAACCACCACAUGUGCGCAAAUCAUUUAUGCUCUUGCGCAUGCGACCGGUCAGAAGGGACGUUUCGUUAUGGUUGAGAGACAUCGUGAUUUUGAACGAACUUUGGCACCGACUGAUCGCCCAAUAGAAAUGAUGCGAAAACGGGAUCAACAUUCACCCAAUGUUAGCUUCAUUCUGAAACAUCUUGAUAGCGCACCGUCAGUUCUACCGUUGACUUCGUCUUCUUCGUGUUCACCGUCCUCAUCUGAUCUUCAUCAAAAGAUUCAGAAUCCACACACAUCGUCAAUUAUCAAUGACACUUCUAAAACAAAUGCUUCCGUACAAGCAUCGUCAUCAAAUGAAACCAAUCACUUUGAUGCUUUAAUAUUAACAAGCGAGCAACAGAACAACAGCUGUUCUGGCCAAGUAUUACAGCCAUUCACCGAAUCAACACUUGCUCAGCAUCCAAAACAACAUGCACUGAUCACAAAUGGAGAUUAUUCAACGCGAUGCUCCACUGGUUUAUUAUUUGAAAGCGUUCCGCUUCCAUCGCAGUUUUCGUUGGCUUCUGAGUCUAAACCUUCAGCAUCGCAGCGUAUCGUCAGCAGUUCAUCUACCGGAUGCAUCACCAAUGUUUUAUCGGCACCAGAUGCUAUACAUCACUGUUGUGACGCCAGUUCUUCAGGAGCACAUCCGUCAUGGCAAACACAACCACUGUAUCACCAUCAAACCCAAAGUGCAUCGUUCAUUGGUGCUACAACAGCGAACAGUUCACAAAUAGGCUCAUUAAAAAAUAGUAGACCACCUCCACCAGCCUAUCAUGAAGUGAUUGAAAGGCGCUACAAUUCACUUACUCGAGGAGGCACAACAACGAACACUUCAUCAUUGCUGAGGAAUAGUCGAAAUAUUGCAUUCCGACCACCACCAGAUCAUCGCAUUCCCAUGAAUUUAACAAGCGCUGAUCUCGAAAGACUUAUUCUCAAUCAGCAACGUACCAUCGACGAGCAAAAGUCUCAUUUAGCACAGCUCGACAUUGCCAUUCACGAUGAUCAUUUGCGCGAAAUCAUUCAGUUGGAAAGGCAGCAAGCCAAUCUGCGAUUGAUACUGAAUCCAUUGAGAUCUGUGGAUUGGCCCAGUCGUCUUCAUGCCGAGAAGUUGAGAACUGAACAGGUACAGGUGGCGAUUGUCGAGCUGCAGCGCAAAAUCGAUUCAAUCGCAUGUGAGAUACGUGAAAAGGCAAUGAUUGAGAUGAAAAUCAACGAACAGAUCGAGUUGAUUCAACGUGAAAUUUGUAAUUUGGAAUCGACUCACUGCAAUACAAAAGUGAAUAAUAAUGGAAAUGGAAGUGAGAAAGGCGAUUAUCAUUAUUUUGUCAGUAAUAAUAGUAAUAAUAAUCCUGAAAAUGAUAUCGUCAAUGAUGAUAGUCAAGAAGAGGAUAAUAAUAACGAGGACGAUACUGUGCAGCUUGAAUUGCUGGAAUGA